AUGGAGCGGAACCGCAGCGCCGAGUGUGACAGGGCGUCUGAGACCUCCUCCUUCAUAGGGGAUGAAGAAGAGGGAGAAGAAGAGGAGGAGGAGGAAGAAGAAGAAGAGGAGGAGGAGGAGGAAGAGUCUGUGGACCCAGAGGAAGCUGAGGAGCUGACUAACAGUUUAAAAGAUGUUAUCCAAAGUGAAGAUGUGAAACCCAAGCUGCAGUACAUCAUGACUAACCCUUCCUUUUCAAUGGUAACAGUUCAAAGUGAAGACAGUGGGAUAACCUGGGAAACCAGCUCGAGCAGGUGUUCUACUCCCUGGGCCUCAGAAACUAGUACAACUUCCGAUCUUUACAGCAUGGAAAGUUCACCAGUAGGUUCUCCUCCAGGAAAAGUUAUCUUUAUUAUGGAUGAAGGUAAGAUUGUUCGGAAAAGGAAGCACAAACCUUCAAAUAGGGCACCGAUGGCUAUGAGCCUGAAAGGAGGCCAGGGCAAUAAAAAACGUGACUCUUCUGGAGUGCAGAGGCAAGAACCAAGAACUGUUCUAGGAGAUGUGCAGGCCUCCGUGUUGAAUGUUGAGCAGGUGGAAGCACAAGAUACAGAUGAGGAAAUGGAUGACAAAGAAGAUGCAGAGGACAUCGUAGAAGAGCCAGUAAAACGUGCUCCAAUAAGAUCAAUAUUUAGAGAGAGUAGACUGAGAAAAGUAGGGCCAAUCCUUGGAGGGCCAGUACAAGCUAGAAUCCAGCUGUUCAACGCAAUUUUUGGAGGGACUGUGCCAGACACUGAAGCAUUGGAGAAAACCAGAAUCCAGAGAAGCAGCUCAUUUUCUGGAGAUUCUGAACAGUUCCUUGAAACAUCAGUAAAAGAAAGAUUGCGGAAGUUUCGUUCACUUUCAGAAGCAAAACCUCCUAAACCUUUUCAGAGAAUAAGAAGCAGGAAUCUUGAAACACCAUCGGAGAGAAGAAGGGCGCAAAGACAACAACCCACAGCACAUGCAAAUCAAAGCUAUUCUUCACCAACAAGGCCUCUUGAAAAGCGGCUUACUGCUAAAGAUGAUGUUUCACCUGAAAAUAUUAAACCCACUAAAAUGAAAGAUAAACCAAGCAGGUUUUCAAGCUUUGGUGCAGAAAAAACUCUUCAACAUGAAGAAAGAAAAGACUCUGAGAAGUCUGGAGAGAGAGACUUGCUGAAGUCCUGCCCUCCUGAAGAAGACAGGAAGCCGCAAGAUCAUUCACCUGUGGCCAAAAUACCAGAGCAAACAACUUCCAUUUCAUUACAGUCUGGUGAGAAAUCAGAGAAACAAGUGCCUCUUCCCUCAACUGAAAAUGCGAACAAGAAACCAGACCAAUCCCUGCUAAAAGCAUCAGAUCAUCUGAAUGAACCAAAGGAGCAGGAACUUCAGCCCAGUUCUGUACCACAGUCUGUUUCAGAUGAUUUUGUGGAUGAAUUAUGUAGGCAAAGUACCCAGCAUAUUUUGCCUACUGCAUCUGUGUCAGGACAUCCUGAGGGGGAAGCACAGAAGUCAGCAGUUGAGUCUCACUUACCUAGUGCUCCAUCAGCUAAAUCCAAAUAUUCCACUCUGUCUGAAACAAGACAGGAGGAUGUUAUUCCUCAGUCACCAGAAACUGCACAAUCUGAAUCUGAACAAGUAUUAUUACCACAUUCUGCAGAAGAAACAAAGAAACAAACAGAGUGUCCUUCAGCAACAACUGCACUGUCAGAAACAGAGCCUUCAGGUUUAUCGUAUUCCACUAAAAAGAAAGAGGAUCAAAAGACCUCACCAGUGGAGACCCAAAAUAUUCCCAUAGAGAAGCAAACAAAGUCUGAACAAGACUUUUCAUCCUCUCUUCAGAAAAUAGAGGAGGAAAGAAUCAAACUAAACCCACCUAUUCCUGAAAAUAUAGAUUCUAAAUACGUUGGCAUUUCAUAUCCUGUUCACACAGAAAUAGAAGAAACUCAGAAAACUCCAGCUACAAAUAAAGCAGUAGAUUUGGAUCACCCCGACUUUUCCACUGAAAAAAACAAACAAGCAGAGAAUGUGCAAAUGGAGAUGAAGCGUCCAGAUUUCUCAUAUUUCAGCAAAAAAACUGGGGAAUCAGAGAGAGCACAGAUGGAAACAGAACAUCCAGACUUCUCUUUUCCCGAGAAAGAAACAGCAGAAUUGGAGAGUGUGCAGAUGGAGGUGGAGCAUCCUGACUUUUCUUUUUCCAGAGAAGAAAUGGAGAAAUCGGAAAGUACACAACUAGAGACAGAGCACCCAGAUUUCUCAUGUUCCAGAGAAGAAACAGUGGAAUCAGAGAAUUCACAGCUGGAGACAGAGCAUCCAGACUUUUCUUUUUCCAGGGAAGAAAUAGGGGAUUUGGAAAAGGUACAGCUGGAGACAGUGCACCCAGAUUUCUCAUAUUCCAGAGGAGAAACAGCGGAAUCAGAGAGUUCACAGCUGGAAACAGAGCAUCCAGACUUUUCUUUUUCCAGGGAAGAAAUGGAGAAAUCAGAAAGUACACAACUCGAGACAGAGCACACAGAUUUCUUGCAUUCCAGAGAAGAAACAGUGGAAUCAGAGAGUUCACAGCUGGAGAUGGAGCAUUCAGACUUCUCUUUUUCCAGGGAAGAAAUAGAGGAUUUGGAAAAGGUACAGGUGGAGACAGAACACCCAGAUUUCUCAUAUUCCAGCAAAGAAAUUGCAGAAUCAGAAAGUGGACAACUGAAGAUGGGGCACCCAGAUUUCCCAUAUUCCAGAGAAGAAAUGGAAGAAUUGGAGAAUGCACAGAUAGAGACGCGUCAUCCAGGCUUUUCUUUUUCCAGGGAAGAAGAGGAAAAAUCAGAAAGUGCACAGCCAGAAAUGAAACACCAGGAGUUUUUAUUUUCUGGGGGAGAAACAGAGAAAGAAAAAUCUGUUCCUUUUGAACAGAAACAGCCAGAAUCUUAUUCCCCUGAAGAAGCAGAGCAAGAAGAAUCAGUGCAGCUGGCACAGGUAUCUUCAGAUUUAUCAUGUUUGAUGGAAGAAGCAGAGAAAGAAAACACUGCAGAAAUCCAACUGGUACAUUCAGAUAUAUUUGAUUCCAACAGAAAAGCUGAGACACAGAAAACUGGAUAUAUGGAAACAACACAUUUGGAUUUACCGUAUCCCACGAACAAAUCAAAGCGGCGAGAACUGGCAGAAGCAGAUUUGGACAAUUCUCGUGCAUCAUAUUUUGGUGAUAAAGGAGAACACCUGCAGCCUGUACAGCAAGAUUCACAGCCUAGAGGUAAGCUGUAUUCCUGUGCCAAGGGAGUGCAAGGAGAAACUGCUCAACUGCACUCAGAGCAUCUAGUAUUGUCACAUUCUACUGGAAAAGAACAGCGACAUAAAACCACACAGCUGAGGGCAGAACAGCCAGAGAUACCAUAUUCCACUGGCAAAACAGAACAGGAAAUACUGCAACCAAUGCUGGAACAAGGAGAUCCACCAUAUUCCCAGGGAGAAACAGCACAGGAAACUGUACAAAGAGACUCAGAAGGUCCGGAGCCAUCAUGUUUCUUUAGUAAAGAGCAGCAACAUGAAAAUGUGCAACUAGCUUCAGAAAAUCAGGGCUUCUCAUUUACCACUGGAAAAGUAAAGCAAGAAGGAGUGGAGAUAGGAUCUUUGGGGUCCUCUCAUAUGACUGACAGCACAAAGCCCUGGGAAAUGGCACAGACGGAGCAGGAGGAGUUGCUUCCCUCCUGUUCUACGGCUGGUAGUCAGCAACAAGAAACACCACUGGAUGUGGUCCAGCCAGAUAUAUCAUACUCCUCUGGCAGAAUGGAACAACAAAAUAUAGUACAAAGAAAGCUGGAACAGCAGGAAACAGUCGAACAAAAAGCUAUGCAAAUGGAAAUGGAGUAUUCAGAUUUGUCAGAAACUUGGCAGAAAGAAGAGCCACAGGUCAUAUACCAAAUUACUUUGGCACAGCAAGAAAUAGCUGAACCAGAGUUAGUGCAUCCAUCUUUGCCAUAUAUUUUCGGUGAAAAAAUACAAGAAGAAAUGCAAACAGAGCCAGCGUAUCAGGAACAGACAUUUUAUGUAAGUACAGAAAUGCAGGAGGAAAUGACAUCAGAGCAACCGUUUCCUUCACAUUUUACUGGCAAAACAGAGCAACAAGAAAUAGUACAUCCAGAGCUGGAGCAAACAUUUUUGCCAUCAUCCAGUGGAAAAGAAGCUCCAUUGGAAAUGGGAAUGAGCUCAGAAUAUCUAGAUUUGUCAUACAGCUCAAGCAAAGCUGAAAAACAAGAAAAAAUGUCGAAACAUCCGACCUUACCAUUUCAUUUGAAGCAACAAGAAACUGCACCACUGAUGAUGGAACAUCCAGAUUUUUCAUGCAACAGUGGUGAAACAAAACCAGGCAACAUCACAGAGCCUGAGUGGGGACAAUCAGAGCUCUCACACUCCAAGAGAAAAACACAAUCAGAACAUUUGGAUUCACUGGGAACCCUGGGUGAAGAAGUACAAGAAGAAAGAAUGGAAGUGGAAUCUGAAUACCCAGUUUUGUCAUGUUCUGAUAGCCAAAGAAACCAGCAAGAAACUUCACAACUGGAUUCAAAAUAUCCAGACUUAUUAUUUUCCUUUAGUAAAGCCCAGGAGCAAGAAGCUCGAGAGUUUGAGUCUAAACAUCAAGAACUGCCUAAAGUGGCCAGAAAAAGAGCUUCUCCUGCAACAGCACAAAUAGACUCAAAAUAUCCAGAUCUGACAUACUCCCAUGGCAAACCAAAUGAUCCAGAAAUUGCAGCAUGGGAAAUUAAGCAUCCUGAUUUGUCGCAUACCACUGAUGAGACAAGCCAACAAGAAGUAGUACUGUUGGAUCAGAAACAGAGAAACAUUUCUGUUGGCAGAGAAAAGCAGAAGCAAACCACAACACAACAGUCAGAGCAAGAAAAGUUAUCACAUACUCUUGGUAAAAUAGAACAAUUAAAACAUGCCCAGAAAGACUUGGAACAACCAGAUAUAUCAUUUUCCAUUGACAGGUCUGACAAUGAAAUGGCAUCACAAGAGGCAGAGCACACUGAUGUGAUAUAUCCUCUGAACAACACAGAGGUACAACAAAGAGUACAAGAAACAGAGCAAACCUACCCCUUUGGAAAAGCAAAUAAAACAGUUCAGCCAGAAGUGGAAAUUCCACAUUUGGCCCAUUCUGUGGGUUUGGCAAAAGAGGAAUUGGCAGAACCAGGGCAGGGAGGUCCUGACUUGCCGUAUUCCCUUUCCAAAGCAGGACUGCAAACUGCGCAGGUGAAACAUGAACAGCCUAUUCCCUCGACAUGUUCCCUCGACAAAGAGCAGGAAAUUACUCAGCUGGGGUUGGAACAGCCAGAUGCAUUCUAUGUUCUUGACAAAACACAGCAACUCCCACCUGCCCAGCUGGAGGUGGGCCAUGCAGACUUGGCAUCCCCUGCUGACACAGUGGGGCUGCAAGGGAUGGAGCGUACAGCCUUGGCAUGCCCUAACGAGGGACAGUUUGUCAGCAGAGCAGAGCAUUCAGGAGCUGCAGAAGAGAAACUAGGAGCCCCAGAUGCAUCAUCUCAUAGUGGGAAAGUGGAGCAAAGUGAAAGGGCAAAACCACAGCUGAGGCAUCCUGAUUUAUCGUAUUUCAUUGAUAAAACACAAACGCAAGAAGCUACACAACUGGUGUUAGGAAAGCCAGAUAUAUCACCUUGUCCAGGCAAAACAGAACAAACACAAACUGCACAAGAGCAGCAGCCUGGCCUCUUGCAUUCUUUCAAAAAAGGUGAACAAGGCAAAAAAGCACAGCCAGAACUGGGACAUUCACAGUUAUCUUACGCUGUUAGUGAAGCAGAACAAGAAACUGCACACUCGAAAUCAAGCUGUUCAGAUUUAUCUGCUGGCAGAUUAGAACACCAUAAAAUCAUAGAAUCAGAGACAGAAAUAAUGGAUUUAUCAUGUUCAAUUGAUGAAACACAGCAACAUCAAAUUGCUGAAGUAGAUUUGGAGUAUACAGAUUUAUUGCAUUCCACUGGUACUGAACAACAAGAAGAAAAUAUUCAAUCAGAGCGGGACCAGCCAGGUGGUUUUUCAUCAUCUCUGAGCAGAGAAGAGCAAUGGGAAGAUGGAGGAAAGCAGGCAGAACACCAUGAGCUGCAGUGCUCUAUGGGGAAAACAGAAGGCCUGGGAAAUUCUCAAGCAAGAUCAAAAUAUACAGAUUUGUCUGUUGGCAGAGCAGAACCUCAUAAAACGACACAGGCAGAAUUGAAAGGACAUGAUAUGCUGCAGCCUUUUGUCCAAACAAAACCAUCAUGGGCUGCCCCACUGGAGUCUGAACAUCCAGAUAUCUCAGAUGCCAAGCCAAAAGUACAGAACCCUGAUUUGUCCUCUCCUGUUAUUGAAGAAAAACGACAUACACAACCAGAGAUCAAACAGGAGAGGCAAAGCUAUACAUUAUACCCAGAAGAAACAGGACGACUGAAAUUGCAACAGCCAAUGUUUUCAAGUUCUCAUGGCACAGCAGAACAACCAUAUAGGACCCCACUGGAAGGGGAAUUACCAGAAUUCUUGUAUUCCUCUGGCAAAAAAGAUCAACAAGAAAUGGCAAAACAAGAGUUGGAGCAUUCAGAUUUAUCAUAUUCCACUCAUAAACCACAGCAACAAGAAACCACACAACUUGGGUUAGGACAACCAGAGUUACCAUCUUAUCCUGGGAAUACAGAACAACCACGAACUGUUCAAAUGGAAGCAGAGCAUCAGGGCUUGCCACAUUUCACUGGCAAAACAGAACAGCAAGGAACAGCACAAACAGAGCUUGGGCAUCCAUAUUUGUCAUAUUCUAGUGACAAAAUAGAGCAACCAGCAGCUACACAGUGGAAAUCAGAGCAACCUGUAAGACCCCAUCCCAUUGGAAAAACAAAGCAACAAGGUAUAGCACAUCCAGAGUGGGAAUUUCCCAAACAACAAGAUUUAACAUACACCUUUGGUAAAACAGAUGAAAUCCAAAUUGAGCAAGGUGAACUGAAACAUACAAGCUCAUUGCAUUUUUCUGGCAAAAGAGAACAAGAAAUGGUAUCAACAGAAUUGUGGCAUCCAGAGCUAUCUUAUCCUGUUAGAGGAACAGAAGAGAAAGCUACACAUCAGAAAUCAAACUAUCCAGAUGUGUCAUAUUCUAUUGGUCAACAGGAGUGCCAUGAAAUUGAGCAACCAAAGGUGGAAGAAAUGGAUAUAUCCUAUCCAGCUGGCAAUUCAGAGCACUCGAAACCUUGUCAAGAAGUACUGCAACAGCAAGAGCUUUUGGAGUCCUUUAGCAAAGUAGAGGAAAAGAGAAUGGCCCAGUCUGACUUUUUGCAGUCCCUUGGUGAAGAAAAGCAAAAACCAGCUUCACAGCUAGACUUAGUGCAACCAGGUUUGUCACAUUUCCUUGCCAAACCAGAAGAACAGGAAACCACACAAGGAGGGUUUGUACCUUCUGAUCUUUCAUAUUCCACAGGAAAAUCAGAGCAGUCACAACCAGGACUAAAAUCAGAAUGUCCAGAUUUCUCAUAUUCUCUUGGCAAGGAAGAAACUCAUGGAAUGAAACCACCAGAUUUAUUUUACUCCUAUGGCAAAGAAGAGCAACCACAUACUGCCCAGCUGGAACAUCCAAAGACACCAUAUUUCACAGGUAAAACAGAGCAGAGGGAUGGGGCCCAAACUGAACUGCAGAGCAUUAAUUUGCAGUACUCUGUUGUUGAAACAGAGCAACCAGAAGAAACUUCUGUAUCACAUACCUCUGGCAGCAUUAAAGAGCUCGAAACUGCAAAACUUGACUUUGAGCGAUCAGAUUUAUUAAGUUCUACUGACAAAGUAGAAAAGCAUGAAAUGGCCCUACUGAGAGCAGGACAUUCAGAGAAGCAAGACAGUGGGCCUACUUCAUCUCUAACUGCUCAGCUGGGAACUGAACAACAAGAUUUCUCCUUUUACACUGAGGAAGCAGAGAGUCAAAAAAUUCAUCUGUAUUCAUCUCUUACUGAACAGACAGUGUCUUUGGGUGUUUCACAUUCUGUCUCUGAAACAAAACCAGAAGCAAGUCCAAAGUCUUCAUCUGUAACUGGAGGCCUGUCUCCCAAACACUUAGAUUUAUCUUACACCCAUUGUAAAACAGAGCAGUCAGAAACUGCUCAGCCUGAAUCAGGCUUCUUCUUUGCAAGAAGAGAAACAGAGAAUAUAAAAAAUGAACAACAUUUGCCUUUGGCUGCACAUUCAGAGGCUGAGCAUGUAAAUUUACCUGAAAUGGAGAAAGCACAGACUCCACAUUACUUCCAUACAUCUAUGGAAAUAGAAUCUGAACAGUUAAAUUUACCAUACUCUACAGAUAAAACAGAAACUCUAGAAAGUCAAGAUUAUAUAACUGUACCUUCAAAAAUGGAGUCUGGACCUCCAGUUCCAUUUUAUUCAGCUCAAGAAACAUCCCAGCAAGAAAUUCCACCUUAUUCAAAACCAGCCUCUGAGUAUUUGGUUCCCACAUUGUCCCUUGCUGAACAAGAGAAGCAAAGCAUGCAGCCAGUUAUUUCACAGUCUGCACAAUUAGAGUAUAAACAUGUAAUUCCACCACAUGAUGAAAAAGAAUUGCAGAAAACUCUGCUCUAUUCACCUAAACCAUCAAGCCUGCAGACAGUGCAGUUGGAGAAUACAUCUCUAACACACACAAAAGGCCAAGAUGAGCAACAACCUCAAGAUAGUUUGUUGGACCCAAAAUAUUUGUCAUCAGAGCAGCUAAUAAAUCCCCCUGAAUUCCCUACUGAGCAAGAUAAGCAAGAAAUUCAACCUGAUGUGCGGACAGUGCCAAGGUUGGUGACAGCAAAGUCAAACGUAACUGCUGUAGCAGACAAGCAAGCAGUGAUAUCAGAGUCAUUUGUACCUUUUCAAACAUCACCUGAAAAGUCAGUAUCAGUGGCUUUCACUGAUGAUGAAGAGAAACAAACUAUUCCAUCUUUAUCUGAUGUAGUAGGCAUGCUUGGAAAGCAAUCUAACACAGUUUCAGGCAUUUAUACUGAAGGAGAAUAUAGACAUGAAAUGCAACAAUAUUUUGCAGACCAAAAGCAUGCGUCCUUAGAGCAUCUGGGAGCUGCUUCAUCAGAUCUUGUGAAUGAAACUGUGACACAUAAAACUCAACAUUAUUAUGAGGGAAGCCUUUCUUCAGCAGAGAGGAAGUCCAUUAGCUCUAGUUCUGAUGAAAAGCAGGAGCCAGAUACUCCAUCCUUUGCACUAGCUUACUGGCUGGCAGAAGAGUUGAAGGCUCGCUCAAUUAGUCCAGUAAGAGCUGCAGAAAUAGACAGGAGAGAAGAUCAGCUCUCUCCAAAUGAAACUUCUGAUCUUGGUUUGAAACAAUUCCCAGCUGGAAGUUGCACAGAACUUACAGUUCAUGGUGCUACAAAGAAUACAGGACAUAUGUUUAGAGUUUCUAGUUCAGUGUCAGGUGCAAUUUCCUCUGGAAUGUCCUCAGACACUAAUCACAGAACACAGAAAUAUGAUCUACCAUUUCUGGUAGGAGAUAAUCCAGCUCCAGAUAAAGUUCUAGAGCAUGAAAAUAGUGCUGGAAACCCAGCAAAAAUGGAAGCAAUGAAACAUCCAGAGGCAGAUAUUGUAUCUGAAGUGCCUGAACAUUACCUGAAAGGAGAAGAGGAAGAAACAGAGCAAGCAAGUGUUUUAGAAGGCAGUUGGCAUGCUCCAGAGACUACUGAACAAAAAGAUUUAUUCAAUAUCAUUUCAGAAGGUUAUGAAAUACUCAAUAUUCAUGUUCCUACACAUAUUUCUUCUGUGGAUCAAGAAGAAAGUAAAUACAUGCCAGAUAAACUAGAAUACUUAGAAACAAAUCCUUCAUUUAAAAGAAAAGUGGCUGAUGAUAGCCAUAGAGCCCAAGCUUCUGGAGCAACCACAGAAGUUUCAGAAAGUUCAGCGUUGGGAAAACCUGCAAGCCAUGAGCUAAAAGAAUUGGUAAAAAAUGAUGAUGUUGAAGAAACUGAAGAAACACAAGAAAAUCCCAUGUUGCCAGAAAACAAUGAUUAUGCAGUGUUGGAUCCUAAUAAUGGUAUGGCUGAUAUGGAUUAUUUUGAAAAAUAUACUUUGAUUGAUGACAAAUCUCCAAUUAAGCCACAUUUUGAAAGACCAAGAUCUUUGUUUCCUGUGACAGAAGAUCCUAAUGAAGCUGUGGAAGAAACCACGUCUUUUAAGGAAAGCACUAAGGGAGAUACUUUGGAAGAGGAGUUUUCCUUACUUGAGGAUCUGGAUGAAGUCUUCUAUGGUACAACGAAAGGAGAAAGCAAAAUUCAGUCUUAUGCAGAUGUUUCAAGUCCUUUACCUCUACAGAAAUCAAAUGAUACUAGCAGCAAAAGUGCUACAACUUUAGAAGAUGAACGGAAGUCACCAGGGACCCCGCUCUUCGAUUCAGAAGAAGGGGUGCUAGAGAGAUCUCUGUUGUUCCCUACCACUGUUGCUGCAGUUAAUCCAGAGCUUCUAGAGGAGCCGCCUGCUCUGUCAUUUUUAUAUAAGGACCUCUAUGCAGAAGCAGUAGGAGAAAAGACAAAGGAUGAGACUCCCUCUGAUGAGGAAAGUGGUAAUUCUAAUGCAUCUUUCCCUAGUAGAAAUUCAGACACAGAUGAUGGAACAGGAAUAUAUUUUGAAAAAUACAUACUUAAAGAUGAAAUUCCAAGCAAGGCCACAGGACCUGAAAAAGAUCAGAUGCCAGAGGAUGAAUCCUUUAGUGGAGGAAUUUCAGUUCAGAUUCCUGAGGACAAACAAAAACAGGGUCCUGGUAAUUCUGAGCAUGUCAGAACUGAGGUUCUGCCUGAAACAAGUGUUGUGGAGAGAGGGAAAGUCCAGCUUGACAGUGACAUUAAAGCAACAAUUUGCAAACCAAUGCAUGCCAUUCCUUUUGGAAGGAAUGUAGUUCUUUCAGGUGCAAGAACUGACAUGAGUGAACAAAGAGAAGAAGAAAAUGUACCUGUAGAAACAACUGAGGAGCUGCCAGAGCAAUCAAGUCAAGUGUAUGAUCAACCAGCAGAUUAUCAGGGAGCUACAUAUCAAGAAGCUGGUAAUAAGCAGCAUCAACAGCACAACAUAACAGCAGUUCCUCAAAUGGAAAAACAUGUCCCAUAUGUCAGGGCUCCUGUUGAAGAUAGUGAAGAUGAUCAAUACACUCAAGAAAAUCUUUCCUGUGUCCCUACCAUUCAGCAAACAGAGAAGCCAGACAUUCAGCAAAGAGAGGAGCAACACCCUGACGUUUAUGAAGAUCUUGCUGAGUCAAUGGACUAUGAUGUAAUUACACAAGAAGAACUUCUGCAAGAUGAAAUAUCAUCUCAAUUAACACAUGAAGAGCUAUUGUUUGAAGACAGGGACUCCUUUGAGCAUGCUGGUGAUAGUUAUGAAUUUGUUGAUGAACCAGAGGAAAGAACACCUGUUGAACUUGAAGAUUCAGGCUUUGUGGUGAUGUAUCCUGAAAAAUCAGCAACAAGCAUUCCUCAAGUUGAAAGCCCACAAAGAGAACUAAAGAAAGUGCAAGCAGACACAUAUUGUUACCACUGCAAAUAUCCAAUAUCUGCUAUUGACAAGCUUUUUGGAGAACAUAAAGACCAUGAGGUUACAACACUAGAUGAUGCUGCAGCCAAGAUGAAGGACCAGUUAAGUGAAUUGCUAAUAGCACUGGAAGAAAAGUCAAUGAAGAUUGAAGAGUUUGUGGGUGAUAUUGAAUCGCUAUUUAACUCUGUUGAGGAAAAUUGUAAGAAAAAUGCAGAGUUAUUAGAAAAGCAGAAUGAAGAGAUGCUUAAGAAAAUGGUAGCACAGUAUGAUGAGAAAUCAGAGAACUUUGAGGAAGUGAAGAAGAUGAAAAUGGAGUACCUCUAUGAGCAGAUGGUUAACUUCCAGCAAACUGUUGAUGCAGCAAAGGAAACUUUGGAGACAACAGUAAAAGAAAUGGAAGAGCUCGAUGGAUUUGUUUUCCUAAAUUCAUCUAAAGAAUUAAAUAAAAGGUUACUUUGCGCAAUGGAUACCACCCUCUCCUUAGAAAAGUUGCCCAGUGCUUUUUCCCUGUUUGAGCACUACGCAGAUAGUCCAGGACAAAGCAACCAGGACUCCUUAAAACAUGUGGCUGCCCCACAGACACCGACUGUCAUACCUCAGGAACCAAACUCAGCCACCAGCACCUCAAUUGCUGUCUACUGGGCUGUGAACGAUGGGGAUGCCAUUGACUGCUUCCAGGUCUACUGUAUGGAGGAGCUGCAAGCCAGCAAAGAUGCAGGGGCUUUGGUGGAAGAGUACAGAGUGACAGUGAAGGAGAGCCACUGCAUUUUGGAGGACCUGGAGCCAGAUCACUGCUACAGUGUGUGGGUCAUGGCUGUGAAUGGCACAGGAUGCAGCUUACCCAGUGAAAAAGCCAUUUUCAAAACAGCGCCCGCAGUCCCCACCAUCAAGGCCGAGGACUGCACCGUGUGCUGGGACACUGCCACUGUCCGCUGGUGCGCUGGCUCGCCGUCGGUGGAGUCCUUUACCCUGGAGUACUGCCGACAGCACUCGCCAGAAGGAGAGGGUCUCAGAUCUUUUGCUGGAAUAAAGAAGCCUGAACUGAAAGUAUCCCUGGAACCCAAUGUGAACUAUUUCUUCUACUUGAGAGCUGUCAACCCAUUUGGGACAAGUGAGCAAAGUGAAGCAGCUCUCAUCUCAACUAAAGGAACUCGAUUUCACCUGCUAAGUAACACAGCCCAUCCAGCUUUGCAAAUCUCCUCUAAUGCAACAGUGAUCCGCCUUCCUGAAAAAGCCAAAUUCACUGGGUUUCCUUCAGUCCUGGGUGAGCUGCUGCCUGCUCAGGGACAUCAUUACUGGGAAAUCAUUGUCUCUGGCUGCAGAAGGUACAGGAUUGGGAUUUGUUACAAGGCAAUAUCACAGAGCAGCAUCCUGGGGAUGAGUGAUAUUUCUUGGUGCAUGCGGUGCUGUCCUACACAAACCAGCUUUCUUUAUAGAUUUCUUCACAGUGGUGUGAUGAGCGAUGUUCGUGUGACAGAACACCCAGCCAGGAUUGGCAUCCUGUUGGAUUACAGUGGCAGCAGACUGUUAUUCUUCAAUGCAGAGAGAGGACUCGUGCUGUUCACCGUCAGGCACAAAUUCACUGAUGCUGCUCACCCAGCCUUUGCCCUGGAGAAGGCUGGAGUGCUUACUCUGUGCACAGGCAUGGAGCUGCCAGAGUUUGUGAAGCACAGCUAAUCCCCUCCUUCACACUCUCAGGAAAGCUGUCAAUUACAGUGUCAGGGGACAGGGAGGGGAAGAGGGGUGCCAGGGCAGGAUGUCCAGUUUUCACUGAUGAAUACUACACACACAGCUCUCCCCAGCAUCAUCAGUAAUUGUAGUUAGUACUCGGCCACAUAAUCACCCUGAGCCUGGCAAGAAAAUUGUGUCCUUCAGAUAAAGGAGCACCUAGUGAUAUACACAGCAGUACUUUUAAGGGGAUAAACAAGUGUUGUUAGAUAUAAACAUGAAGCAGGGGAAAUGUACUUUCCCUGUGAAAAUAAU
Melopsittacus undulatus (budgerigar) is the source of this 13482-nucleotide messenger RNA. RefSeq names its product cardiomyopathy associated 5 (gene CMYA5). The coding region runs from base 1 to 13176 and encodes 4391 amino acids. The record is from RefSeq and is a predicted model, not a curated record. NCBI's taxonomy places the organism in Eukaryota, Metazoa, Chordata, Aves, Psittaciformes, Psittaculidae. Gene Ontology annotation, cellular component: cytoplasm. The transcript has 14 exons. Gene Ontology annotation, molecular function: protein binding.